Molecule: messenger RNA, 1481 nt
Organism: Camelina sativa (false flax)
Lineage: Eukaryota; Viridiplantae; Streptophyta; Magnoliopsida; Brassicales; Brassicaceae
Product: 26S proteasome regulatory subunit S10B homolog B
Molecular function (GO): ATP binding; ATP hydrolysis activity
Source: RefSeq, a predicted model, not a curated record
CAAGAAAACACUUUUUUAUAAGAAGAAAUUAGAAAGAAAAAAAAAACAAUUGAUAAAUUAAAUAGCCCUGUGUCGUCGUCGAACUUUGAGAUCUGUAGAAGAAGAUGAGCGACGGAGACGACGCUGCUAGACGCCGUACCGCUGCGGUGACUGAGUACCGGAAGAAGCUCCUUCAUCACAAAGAGCUCGAAUCCCGUGUCCGCACAGCAAGGGAGAAUUUAAGAGGAGCUAAAAAGGAAUUCAACAAAACCGAGGAUGAUUUGAAGUCUCUUCAAAGCGUUGGCCAGAUUAUCGGAGAAGUACUACGUCCUCUUGAUAAUGAGCGAUUGAUUGUUAAGGCAAGUAGUGGCCCUCGUUAUGUGGUGGGUUGUCGUAGCAAGGUGGACAAGGAAAAGCUGACUUCAGGAACUCGAGUUGUCUUGGAUAUGACUACGCUAACGAUUAUGCGAGCCCUUCCCCGUGAAGUCGAUCCUGUUGUUUAUAACAUGUUGCAUGAAGAUCCAGGCAACAUUAGUUACUCGGCUGUGGGUGGUUUAGGUGAUCAGAUCAGGGAACUUAGGGAGUCUAUUGAGUUGCCGCUCAUGAAUCCUGAACUUUUCCUCAGAGUAGGGAUUAAACCUCCUAAGGGUGUCCUUCUGUAUGGACCUCCGGGUACUGGAAAAACUCUAUUAGCAAGGGCUAUUGCCAGCAACAUCGAUGCCAACUUCUUGAAGGUUGUAUCAAGUGCAAUCAUAGACAAAUACAUUGGAGAAAGUGCUAGGUUGAUUCGAGAAAUGUUUAACUAUGCUCGUGAACACCAGCCUUGUAUCAUUUUCAUGGAUGAAAUAGAUGCUAUUGGUGGGCGCCGAUUUAGCGAAGGAACUAGUGCUGAUCGUGAAAUUCAAAGAACACUUAUGGAGUUACUCAACCAGCUUGAUGGGUUUGACCAACUUGGAAAGGUGAAAAUGAUAAUGGCCACCAACAGGCCGGAUGUUCUUGAUCCAGCACUUCUCCGUCCGGGUAGGUUAGAUAGAAAGAUUGAGAUCCCAUUGCCAAAUGAACAAUCAAGAAUGGAAAUCCUCAAGAUCCACGCAUCUGGUAUUGCCAAGCAUGGAGAAAUAGAUUAUGAGGCUAUUGUGAAACUUGGAGAGGGUUUCAAUGGUGCCGAUCUGCGUAACAUAUGCACUGAAGCUGGAAUGUUUGCAAUCAGAGCAGAGCGCGAUUAUGUAAUCCAUGAAGACUUCAUGAAGGCGGUGAGAAAGCUGAGCGAGGCCAAGAAACUUGAGUCGAGCUCUCACUACAACGCAGAUUUCGGGAAAGAGUAAGAAAAGAAGAAGCUCAGAGAAGAAGACAGAGCCUAAGGGUGGCAGUGAAAAACUCUGCUGCUGUUCACUUUGAAAAACAAGCUAAUGAUUCUGUUUCAGUUUCUGAAUGUUUUUGUUUCGAGGUUUUUAGUAUACAAAAGUUCUUGCUUUAGUAAUGACAGUAAUUUUAUAUGUUUA